UCCAUCCAUCUGUGUGACUUGAAAUUCAAAAAAGCAGCAGAGUGUGAUGGAAGCAUCAGCGAGAGUACACUCCACUCGAUGCCUUUUAAUCCUGCAGUCGUCUCACUGGCUGGCUGGCUGGCUGGCUGGCUGGGAAGGCACUCACGUCGCAUACUCGGCUAAAUACUUUUUAUCACUUUGAUCAGGUUUUUUGAAGUCUCAAAGUAGGCCUUUUACUAAUGGUUUCUGGGUAGGUGGCAGGGAGUCAGACAGACGGCAGCAGCCAUAACAGCACGAGCCCAGCAGCAUGACCAGAAGGGCGGCAGGCGAGCAGCAGCAGCAGCGGCUGGACGAGUUGCAAACUGCGUGCCUGUGCCUUGCCCUGCACUCUUUCUGCCGUCAGUCUAAUUAAGAACAGACCACUGUCACCAGGUUGCAGCCAACAGCUACUGUCUCACUGACUCUCCAUUAAUUUAAAACCAAAAUGCAAUUGCAGGGAGUCAGCAAGCUGCGGCUGCUUCUGCUGUCAUGUGUCGGUCACUCUCUCUGGUCUUUUAGUGCCUCCAUUUCCGCUUAAUCUGUAAGAGUAAGCCUUCUCCGACCUGUAGCUGUGUUGGAACAUGAUGGUGGGAGGAGGAGGAGGAGGAGGAGGAGGGGGGCGGAGUAGGUAUCCCUUCACCGUCUCGCAGUGGCAAGAAUUAGAGCUCCAAGCCCUCGUCUUCAGGUACAUGGCCUCGGGUAUACCCGUACCCUCUGAUCUCGUCCUUUGCAUCAGGCGAAGACCCUUCGUGGAUCCUCAAACUCUCCCCUUCCUCCCUAAUCUCCCUGCGAUUGGAUGGGGAGCUUAUCAGAUGGGCGACGCGAGGAAGGCGAUGGAUCCAGAGCCAGGGAGGUGCAGGAGAACGGACGGGAAAAAAUGGAGAUGCUCCAAGGAGGCUUAUCCCGACUCCAAGUACUGCGAGAGGCACAUGCACAGGGGUAAAAGCCGUUCAAGAAAGCCUGUGGAAUUGUCUUUGGCCACCAGCCCAGUCUCCUCCGGCCACUGCUCGUCCAACUUCCACCCUCCUCUCCCGCGGCCACCGCCUCAGGCCGGCCAUUUUCCCUUCUCGUGUUCCUCCUCUGCGAGGCCCCCUGAAAGCUACAGGAACGUCCAUGGACUCAAGGAAGGUGUGAAUGAGUACCCAUUCCUCAUGGAAAGCUCGAAACAGAGUUGGAGCAGCAGCACUGAUCCUUUCUCCAGAAUGUUUGCGUCUGAGAAAGAGAUGGAAAAGCAAUACUUGUUGCCGAAUGUCGAUCUCAAGAUAGAUAGGCCUGCUAAGUUGGAGGAGCAACCGAGGCCGUUCCACUGUUUUCUCGAUGAAAAGCCUCCAAAGAUUGAAGAUUCCUGGAUGAGCAUGAACUUGGACUCGAAGAGUACGCGGCUAUCUAUCUCCCUUCCGAUGGCCAAUCACGACAUGCCGAUGACUGCUUCCCGGCGCUACAAUGAUGGUUGACUCCUGAAGACGACCGAGAAGCGUGUUCGCACCUUCUUCCUUGAUGCUCUAGAUUUGACUUCUCCUCCUCUAUCUUGAUAUUUUGUUGUGAUGAAUGAAGAAGAGGUGGGUUGCCGCCAUGUUUGCAAUUUUUCUUUGAGGAAUGCUGUUCCAGUUAGCUUGAAACUACAGUCUGCCAAUGAGAUCGCUUAAAACUAUCGUUGAGAAGUUGCCUUCUGUUUAAUAAACUCAUUCUACCUGGUA
Messenger RNA from Zingiber officinale, 1715 nucleotides. Its product is annotated as growth-regulating factor 1-like. Gene Ontology annotation, cellular component: nucleus. Bases 600 to 1472 code for a protein of 290 amino acids. The transcript has 4 exons. Gene Ontology annotation, molecular function: ATP binding. The record is from RefSeq and is a predicted model, not a curated record. NCBI's taxonomy places the organism in Eukaryota, Viridiplantae, Streptophyta, Magnoliopsida, Zingiberales, Zingiberaceae. Gene Ontology annotation, biological process: developmental process; regulation of DNA-templated transcription; DNA-templated transcription.